AUGUCGUGCAUCCAAUCCGCCGUGACAGAGCUCUCCGAUUCCGGAUCAGAUCAAGAGCCUGCUGUGGCGAAGACUUCCCAGCCCCAGCCCGCGAGCAAGGUUGUCAUCAAGAAGCCGGUGGACAGCUCCAAGCCGCAGCCGAAAGCCACGCCGACCCAAAAGAAAAAACCUGCUGCUGCUGUGAAGCCCACGUCCAAGGCCGCAGGCAAGAAGCAGGAGCACGCCCCGAAGCCCAGCAAAACCGAGAGCAAGACCGUGGAGACCCGGACCGCCGAGGGCGAGCACGUCGAGCACCCAAAGACCGACGAGAACAGCAGUGGCAGCAAGGUGACCCCGGAGACCGAGAACAGCAGCAGCAGCAAGAAGACCCCGAAAAGGAAGAUGGAGACGAACGAGGCCCAGAAAGGCUUCAAGUUGAGACCGUAUACCGGGACGCAUGCCAUGGCGAUCCAGCACACAACGGGUGAGAAGAAGCAAGUGCUGCAGGUCAAGGUCAAGGGUGCCAGCAUCCAGCAGAACACAGAGGUGGCUGAGGUGCUGCUGAAGCUGCUUCGCGAUGGCCACCCCGUGCAGGAGGUGAUGUCCAUGAAAGAACAGCUGUGUUCGGAGCUAAAGGAGAAGCUGCAGGGUGCCAGCUGA
Molecule: messenger RNA, 639 nt
Organism: Symbiodinium necroappetens
Lineage: Eukaryota; Dinophyceae; Suessiales; Symbiodiniaceae
Source: the annotation of a GenBank genome assembly